GUUUAGGCGGCGACCACAUGCCUUUCGGCUCUGGAGGCAUUCUCAGCCUUCCGGACGGCCAAGACUUGGUCUUCCGGGCCGGGCUGAGCAGCAUGCUCUGCCACUGGUUCCCAUGCUUAAUUUUUUAGGCCCUGUCAGGGCGCCCGAUGGCAGGUCCAGAUAAUGUGAUACAGGUCUGUCCUUUCUUCAAGAAAUUUACAUUUGCCGGAAUAUUGUUCUGGAUUAUAGUGGUUAUGGGUGACCAAGUUUGAAUAUGUAUUCUUUUAAAGGAGGUGCAAUGCCACCGCUUGCUGCUUAUUAAGGGAUGGGUGUGCGGGGGGGAAGGCGGACCCUUCUCAAUCUGGAAUGGUUAGUCAUCUGCCUGUAGGCAGCCAAAACGUGAGCAAUGUUUUUUUUUUACAUUUAGGACAGCACAGCCUAUAAAGAUAAUGAAGAAAACCACAUACCACAAGCGUUUACGUUGAAGCACCGAGUAAUUUAAGGGCAUGCUUUGUUCAAACAGUGUAACGUGUGUGUCAAAAUGUAAGGAUUAGACUAUUACAUGUUGUUGCCUUCCGACGCAGAACUGGGUCUCAUAUAUAUUAGCAGAGGCCCUUUUAUUUACAACCGGUCAGAGGUGAUACAAAAACUGCUUACAAUCUGACAUUUCCAAUUUCAAUCUCAGCGGGGGGUUAAAGGAUGUGUUUAGUUACCAGCAAGUCACUCUAUGCCAGCGCUUGCGCAUUUCAAAUUUUUUUUUUUACAUCAGCGCACAGUGGAUGCGUAAUGCAUAUUUUGUAAUACUUCACGUCACUCGAUCCGUUCAAGUAACAAUAAAGUGGAAAUAGUCAUGAAAGAGUAUUUAAAAAGCUAAAGGCUUAGUCACGGAACAGCAGAGACAUCACUUGUGCUGGUUCGUCCUUUUUAUGCAAGAACUACAUUGAUAACGACGGUUAAACCCAAGGAAGAUGGUAGAAAUUUUUAGGGCAAUAUUGGUUACGAUGGCCGCGUCAGUACUGGCUUUACCAUCCGCCCGAAGUGAAGCGAAGCACCAGCUGGUUCACGGUGUCACAGACGCUUUCAAGACUCUCCGAGCUUUCCCGUACGUCAUGUCCAUCUACGAUGCAGACGCUGAUGGAGAUCUCAACUGCGUAUAUGCAGUUCGAACCGAUUUCAGCGAUGAACCACUGCAGGCAACUUACGUUUUACUAGUGAACGGCAUUGGAGGGCGCCAACCACGCAACAUUACUUAUCACAUCAAGCCUGGACCGUCCCCCGAUGUAACGUUGUUUACUAUUGACGACGACUAUGACAACGUGCAUGAAUGCCAUUUUGACUACACAGACUACAAGAACUGCGUCAUCUUGGAAUUUCUAUUCGUAGGUGGGCAAGACUGCCUAUUGUGGAUUACGAAAGAAGCCUUGGCCGAUAUACCGGAGGAAUGCAUGCGUCAGUACGUUGACACCUGCGACCAGGUGCCGAAGUCCUAUGACGAAGAAACCUGCGAUGCAUUCAGUCUGUAGGGGCGUAAUUUCACGUGGCAUCAUCAUCAACUCUGGCAAGUUGCCAUUUAAAUUCAUGAAGGAGGACAGAACAGAUUACUUGAAAAAUACUACACUGCAGCGAAAACGCAAGUUCAACUGCCAAAAAGCUCAGUUUAGAAGGGUUAUGCUACAAAACAGAAUAUGUUUUAGGAUUUUAAACUUUGGGGUUGAGCGACAGCCUCCACGAAGAAAUAAAGCAAGCAAAGCUUGAAAACCA
This is a messenger RNA of Dermacentor andersoni, 1740 nucleotides long. NCBI's taxonomy places the organism in Eukaryota, Metazoa, Arthropoda, Arachnida, Ixodida, Ixodidae. The record is from RefSeq and is a predicted model, not a curated record.